CUUUCCAUCAAGCGUAACGUCCUACGUCUUAUUUGCUCGACAUCUCACAACACCAAUGCGUUCUGGGGGUGGGCGUGGUUUUAAACAGGUGGGCUGUGUUACCUGUAUCGUCGUCUCCAUUCCUUUCAAGCACCGCUCAGAUACCGAGCGUUAAAAUAAAACGUCUAACCAGGAAGGAGGCUAUUCGAGGAUUUAUUUAUUUUUCACCUGCAUAUUUUAUUAUCUAUCUCGGUUAAUAUCACCGAGAAUACACAGCGUCAGCUCCUCAAAAUAAUGAAACAGCCGUCGUGUUCUGAGAGGUGUUAGUAUCUGCGACAGGUAACUCUGAUUCUCUGUACACCUGCACCUGCACGCGAGAGACCGAAUCUGAAACAGGUCCAGCUUCCUCUUGAGUCCUCCAUCAUGAAGUUUCCAGCAUUCCUGUUGGGUUUUGUCUUGGUUUGCUGUCUGGGCAUCGCUGGAUACAUCCAUACCAGACGGAAGCGGGAACUGCAUCUGAAUAAACAGGCUUCAUUUCUAGAUAUUAAAUUCAGAGUGACCAGGGAUGUUCUGGGGGAAUACGAAGAUCAGUUGAAUAUGUCCAACGCAGAAAUUGAAAAGAUUAAGAAAGAGGUGGAUGCUCUAACCAAAGACGUGUCCCAAGUUAAGACCUUAGUGGCUCAGAAAAAGAGUGACGUUGAUAACUGUAAAGGGGACAAGAAACGACUCACAGAUGAAAUUGCUGCUUCAGAGUCAGAGAAGAAACAAAUCCUGGGUGAGUUUGCCGCGGCGAAGUCUCAUUGGGAAUCGGAGGAUGCUUCUCUAAAAAAACAACUGGAGCAGGAGAGCGCACUCUGCAAGUACAUCGACAAGACCUCUGAGGAGGGAAGGAAACUGUGUAACAUAAUUGAAGAGCCAAAAAAGCCUGAUGUAAAGGAACCAGCAGCAGAACCGGCAGCAGUCAAACCCGUGCCUGAGGAAAAAAAGGUUGAAAUGCCAGAAGCUGAACAGCCAAAAGUAAAGGUGGAGUGAAGGAAAACCAAGUGGACUGAGUACGUGUGUGUGUUAAGGAGACGGUAAACAAUACUAUGUCAGUAUCCGCUGGAGAAUUGAAUAGGUAGAUUAGCUAAAGCUGAACAUCUUGCUCGGGUUGAUCUCCAAUAUUCCAUUAGGACCCCUCAAAUGACAGACACUUUCUCAACCAUGUGCACUACAAACCUGCAUUUGAAGUUUGACUGAGACCAAAAUGCGUUCUAUCAUAUUCCUGGUCUGUUUUGGUUUAUAAAAAAUAUGGGAUGAGACAGACAAUUUCAGCUGCAUAUCUGCUAUAUAUAAAUUAAUUUUGUUUUCCACUUCAUACACAAUUAAAUUGUGACAUUUUCUUUGAUAAUUUUUUUUCCUUUCUUUUUUUAUGCAGUCAGGUUUCCUUUGCUUUCUUGGGUUUGUUUGUCCUUUUAAUAUUUCUUUAUUUCUUCUUUAUUUUUUGCCCCUGUUACAAUGUCAUUAUGACCCUCCCUCGGGCUCAUGCAUACAUGCCCGCUUGUAUCGACCAAUGGGAAAGCUCUGACCCUCUUACUGUCACUCCUAAUUAUCCUCACCCUGUUACCCCAGUUACUAUUGUUAUAUAGUCCUCACUACAUUGAGCUUAACCCAGCAGAGCCUUCAGUGGAGCAGUUAUGAAGUUCAAAUGGUUGCUCUUCAGUGUCAUUUGUUAUAAGUUUUGGGUUUUAUUCUGAAAUACUGUGAUGCUUAAUGUGAAAAUAAAGGCAGAGUUUGGUUAGACACUC
Messenger RNA from Pimephales promelas (fathead minnow), 1766 nucleotides. RefSeq lists its product as uncharacterized. The record is from RefSeq and is a predicted model, not a curated record. NCBI's taxonomy places the organism in Eukaryota, Metazoa, Chordata, Actinopteri, Cypriniformes, Leuciscidae.